Messenger RNA from Musa acuminata subsp. malaccensis (wild Malaysian banana), 1638 nucleotides. Lineage: Eukaryota; Viridiplantae; Streptophyta; Magnoliopsida; Zingiberales; Musaceae. The record is from RefSeq and is a predicted model, not a curated record.
CUCUUGCUGAAGAGAAGGCAGGUCUUGUUCUCAGAUUGGAAGGAAAUGGCACCAGUCACGUUGCCUCCAGGCUUCCGGUUUCAUCCCACCGACGAAGAGCUCGUCGGAUAUUAUCUCAAGAAGAAGAUCAAUGGGCAUAAUCUUGAGCUGGAAAUCAUCCCUGAGGUUGAUCUCUACAAGUGCGAGCCAUGGGAGUUACCAGAGAAGUCCUUCUUGCCGAGCAAAGACCUGGAAUGGUACUUCUUCAGCCCCCGAGAUCGGAAGUACCCCAACGGAUCGAGGACGAACCGAGCAACUCAAUCUGGUUACUGGAAGGCCACAGGGAAGGACCGAAGAGUGAGCUCCCAAAGGCGAGCUGUGGGCAUGAAGAAGACGCUCGUUUACUACAGAGGGCGAGCGCCGCAUGGCUCUCGUACGGAUUGGGUCAUGCACGAGUACCGCCUCGAUGAGAAUGAGUGUGAGACGACGGCCUCCGGCUUCCAGGAUUCUUAUGCUCUAUGUCGCGUGUUUAAGAAGAGUGCACCAGGCCCUAAGAUCUUAGAGCAUUAUGGUUCAUCUUGUAAAGGAUCAACUGAGCUUUCACCAACAGUUAAUGGGAAUUGCUAUCCUUUUCCACCUGAGAUUUGCUCUUCCAAGAUGGUUCAAGGAUCCUCACCUAAUGUAAGUGCUUCUGCAGAUGUCAAGUGGAUGCAGUAUCUGUCACCAGAAGCAUUCACCGAUGCUCCUCCGUUUCUUGAUCCAGCAUGCUUCCCCUACAUUCCAUCGAAGGUAGACAUAGCCUUGGAGUGUGCAAGACUACAACACAGGCUCUCCUUGCCGCCCUUGGAAAUGGAUGACUUCUCACAGAACAGUCUCGCCGACUCAAACAAUGCCUCGCAUUUGGGUGGACAUCAAGAAAGUGCAAGUCAAGCGGACGUCGUUUUGCGAGAGAUCUUAUCGGUUGCCUCGGCAUCUCAGGAGCCGACGAUGUGCAGCUCCGACUACCCUAAUGUAUUUGCUGGAAGCAGUACUCACUUCGAUGAAUUUGCAUGUCUGUUGGGACUUGAGAGAAGAACAGAAGGCAUGCCUUUUCCUGAAAUAAACGACUUCGGAGAAGAGUUGAAGGAAGAGCAUAAGACAGCGGAGAGUUCAACAGAUGAGGAGAAGCUGAUCAUAUCUACUAAGAUGGCUACAUAUCGAGCCUUUGCGUUUGAGAGAUUAGAAGUACAUGUCGAUGGUUUUAGCAGGUUUCAGGCGCACAACCUCAUGAAGAACAGCAAGGCUAUACCAAGUCACGUAAACGCUCCCUCUUAAUCCACCCAUAGAACACGCAGUGGCAUGCCGCAAGUUGCUUCAGUUCUCAUCUCAGGGAAGACGAUCCAUCAAAGAUGUCAAAGACAUAGAGAAGGGAAACCCUGAUAUUGCAACCAAGAAAAAGAUGGAAGCACAUCAACAUCACUGUUGUUGUGCUUCAGAGACUAACCAUUAACCUCCGCAACUAGCAUUUCCUUGCAGGAAGAUGACAUUUGAUCUUGUGCUUUUUUACAAAUGCACAGUUAAUUAUGGAUUUGCCUCUGACAAGGCAAAUUAUUACACUACCACUGUAAUCCAAAUCCUCGUUGUUGGCAUUCAAACCUAAACUUACGUAGUAGUGAUUGA